Messenger RNA from Bombus huntii, 919 nucleotides. RefSeq names its product omega-amidase NIT2-A-like. Gene Ontology annotation, cellular component: mitochondrion. The transcript is spliced from 4 exons. The record is from RefSeq and is a predicted model, not a curated record. Gene Ontology annotation, molecular function: omega-amidase activity. NCBI's taxonomy places the organism in Eukaryota, Metazoa, Arthropoda, Insecta, Hymenoptera, Apidae. Gene Ontology annotation, biological process: oxaloacetate metabolic process; L-glutamine metabolic process. The coding region runs from base 147 to 731 and encodes 194 amino acids.
UCGAAAAGUUCUGAACGCCUUUCGAUUUUUUUCGUUUUUUCUGGAAGGCGACCCCCACUACGUUCGGAUCACGCCACAUUCUUUUACGCGAGGUAAAAUAACGACCACGAGUCGACGUUUCUGGAAGUCGCCCUGCUUAAUGAAUCAUGCGCUUGCCACUACAAUGUUUGUUUGCCGGGCAGACGCGACGGUCCGUCUGCGACAUUAUAGUGCCGCGAUCGAUAGUUAAGAAUAUGACCUAUGAGUACUUUCCAAAAUACGCCGAGAGUAUUCCUGAUGGUGAAACGAGCGUUGCUUCAUCGAACGCAGCUAAAGAAAACAACAUCUAUGUAGUUGGUGGUACGAUGCCUGAAAUAGAGGGCGAUAAAUUGUACAAUACCUGUACUAUUUGGGGUCCCGAUGGAACUUUGAUAGCAAAACACCGAAAGGUACAUCUAUUCGACAUCGACAUUCCUAAUAAGAUUACUUUUCGAGAGAGUGAUUCACUCAGUCCUGGUAACUCCCUAACGACGUUCGAUGUGAAGGGCUGCAAAAUAGGUAUUGGCAUUUGCUAUGAUAUUAGAUUCGAGGAAAUGGCACGCAUUUAUCGGAACAAAGGUUGCCAAAUGCUGAUAUAUCCAGCGGCAUUCAAUAUGACCACUGGACCACUGCACUGGUCAUUACUUCAGCGUUUCAGAGCGAAUGAUAAUCAAUUAUACGUUGCCUGCAUAUCACCGGCUCGUGUUCCUUAAGCAAGUUACGUCGCAUGGGGACAUACACAGUUGACCAAUCCCUGGGGAAAGAUUCUUUACGAUUUGGAAACUCAAGAGAAUAUGGCAGUCACCGAUAUCAAAAAAAAAAAAAAAAAAAAAAAAAAAAAAAAAAAAAAAAAAAAAAAAAAAAAAAAAAAAACUGGCGAACCGUGUGUUACCACAACGAG